Eriocheir sinensis (Chinese mitten crab) is the source of this 2340-nucleotide messenger RNA. RefSeq lists its product as uncharacterized. Lineage: Eukaryota; Metazoa; Arthropoda; Malacostraca; Decapoda; Varunidae. The transcript has 2 exons. The coding region runs from base 30 to 962 and encodes 310 amino acids. The record is from RefSeq and is a predicted model, not a curated record.
UUGACUCGUUCACGCUGACUGACGCCGAGAUGAGUGCUCUGGAGGCCCUGGACUUGGGAGGCGACGCGCGGCUCAAGGAUUUCGUUGACUAUAAAGGGUGCCAGAACCAUCCGGAGUUUCCGUUCUUUUACGACGCCAGACGCCCAGACGUGAACCGCGGCAAGUGGAAGCGGUCCCGGAACCCCUAUGGCACCCCGCCGCGCUAUGACUACCUCGACCCGAACACUGCCUUCCCCGUCAACGAGUACGAUAACCAGAAGACGCACAAGAGGGCACAAGAGCUCCCUGUUAUAACUGCUACAAGAGUAUAUCCGAAAACUUCCGCGCAGGAGACUGCGAGUUCACCAUGCUGCGAUUCACACGCGAACCACAACGAUGUUAUGGAAUCUGAACAGAUUACUCAUGUCGGCGAUGUUCAAAAGGAAAUGGAUUUUGAACAAAAUAUUGCCAAUACCGCAGCACAUGCUAAAGAUAACCAAGUUGAGUUUAACUCUGAACAAAAUGCUGAAACCAGCAUAAGGUUUUCUAUUGAAGAUACACCUCCAAACGCCUUAAAGGAACCUAAAUACAAAGUUUGUAAUGUGAAAGAUGCUCAAACCCAAACACAAUCGCAAAUUUUCGCAACGAGUCACAUUACUUUAACUCUAACGACAAAGAAUGUAUUCCUUAAUGACCCUCCAACACAGUAUCGCGUAGAAUUCGAUGUUCCUUUCCAGCAAGGUGAAAAUACAAAACAGACAGACAUGCAGGAAGAGAAACCGUCCUGUUUUCCGGUCACAAAACGAGUAAAAAUAAGAGCCCAGAGCCACCAGUCACCUAAAAAGGCUCCAACUCCUUCAAUUCCCUCUUCGGCACAAGUACUCACUUCUGCUGAGGUUGUGCCAAACCAGUCUGGGCAGGAAGCACGGCAGAGGAAGCGUCAGAGAGCGGAAACACCUUGCAACCAAUCUGCUGAAAAGUGAGGAUGUGAGUGCCACGCGUGUGAUGGUGUGAUGCGGAGCGGCCAUUGUUAGCGAGCAAGAAACUGAAGUAGGGGAAUAGUCUGUAAGAAGCUGGGCAAAGGAUUUAGGAGAGCUACCAUUCCAUAUAUAAAAUUUAAACCUCAAAAGUGAUAAUGAAAAAAAAUAUAUAUAAAAUGCAUGAUGCAAGAAAUAAAAUGCAUAACAUAUAGAUCAAUACAAGAAGCAGUUGGAAAGGAAUGUUAGAGAAUCAUUCCCAACACGCAAGUAAUUUACUAGUGCAAAAUAUUACUUUACUUCUUAAAUAGAUAAGGAAGAGCAUUACCAAAAACUACCGACUUAUGACAAAGGAAAUUCAUUUACAAUAAAAUGGACAAUGAAAAGCCGUGACAAAUAAUAAAAAUAAAAUGAUGCAAGUAAGAAAAUGGAGCAUAACAAAGUACUAGUCUAGACAUUUGAAAAAAAAAGCAUUUUCUAAGUAAAUAACUAUAAAGUUUAAGUUUACUAAUAUCUACUGUGAAAGGCAUCUGACGUAAUCUCGUAUGACGUACUAAAACGUUUACGUUUUUGUUUAUCUUGUAGACUUGGCGAUUUUUGUUGACACAUUUGGUGACAUGAAAGGGUAUUCGAUUUUUUUUAUAAUAUUUCCAAUAUGUUGCCUUAUUAUCCUCUCAUUUUUACAUUUUAGGUAUUGUAAGAGUUGGCCUCACAGCUGAAUGUGUUGUUUGGUCACUCCUCGACCUUGGUGAUUAUUUUACAUGAAAUACAUGUCAUGGUAUGUGUAUAGUUAACUUCGUUCCUUGAAGUAUAUCACCAAAAACAUAAGUGUUUCAGUACAUUACAGAACAUUUCAAGUGUACCUUCCAAAAACAUAGACCUAGGAGAGGGGGUAGCCGAGUGGUCAGUGUGCGGAUGUAGAGAUCUUGACGACCCAGGAAUCAAGUCCCACCGCAAGCAGCCGAAAAAUUUCAAUCAUCGCCGAGUGAAUUACCCUCAGGUCAUCAAUCAGCGACUUUGGUCAAGAGGAGCACUGUGGGCCAGCAUGGAUGAAGUCAAGUAUCCACUUUGAAUUAAAUUCACCAGCGCCACUAACAGACUGGGGCCAGUCACCAGGACCCUCAUGAGAGCCAAGCGGCAACAUGAACAGCAGAUGAAAGAAAAUCAUCAAACAUUUUUUCCGGAUGAUUAAGAUGAAGCCAUCCCUUGUAUGAUUACACCAAGUAGGAAGAAUACGGUUGUUCUAGAGCGAGUUGUAGCUUAGCUCUGGUUCGUACCUUGUUUUUCUUUUUUUGGAAGAGAGGAAGACAAGGGAUUACAUAAAGAAAUAUCAUACGUUCAGCGCUCUAGGAGAACUAUCACAAUUAUUACAGUUGGAGCCUAG